Penicillium argentinense is the source of this 528-nucleotide messenger RNA. RefSeq names its product peptidylprolyl isomerase ESS1 (gene pin1). The record is from RefSeq and is a predicted model, not a curated record. The transcript has 3 exons. Lineage: Eukaryota; Fungi; Ascomycota; Eurotiomycetes; Eurotiales; Aspergillaceae. Gene Ontology annotation, molecular function: peptidyl-prolyl cis-trans isomerase activity; protein binding. Gene Ontology annotation, cellular component: cytosol; nucleus. The coding region runs from base 1 to 528 and encodes 175 amino acids.
AUGGCCGAUUCAGGACUGCCCUCCGGCUGGGAAGUUCGCCACUCCAACUCCAAGAACCUUCCCUACUACUUCAACCCCGCCAACAAGGAAUCUCGCUGGGAACCUCCUGCCGACACCGAUACCGAGAAGCUUAAGAUCUAUAUGGCGACGCAUCAUACUCCCGCCACGCGCCCAGACGCUGCCGGCCAAGGCGAAGGCAAGAUUCGCUGCAGCCACCUGCUGGUCAAGCACAGCGGCAGCCGCCGCCCCAGCAGCUGGCGCGAGGCCGAGAUUACUCGCUCUAAAGAGGAUGCGAUCGAAAUCCUAAAGGGAUACGAGCAGCGCAUCCAGUCCGGCGAGACCCUUGGGGACAUCGCUGUCUCCGAGUCCGACUGCAGCAGUGCCCGCAAGAAAGGCGACCUUGGCUUCUUCGGUCGCGGUGAGAUGCAGAAGGAGUUCGAGGAAGCGGCAUUUGCCCUGGAGCCGGGCCAGGUCAGCGAAAUCGUCGAGACAGCUUCUGGUGUCCACCUUAUCCAACGGUAUGAAUAA